Messenger RNA from Cyprinus carpio (common carp), 1501 nucleotides. Its product is annotated as deleted in malignant brain tumors 1 protein-like. NCBI's taxonomy places the organism in Eukaryota, Metazoa, Chordata, Actinopteri, Cypriniformes, Cyprinidae. The coding region runs from base 118 to 813 and encodes 231 amino acids. The record is from RefSeq and is a predicted model, not a curated record. The transcript is spliced from 3 exons. Gene Ontology annotation, cellular component: membrane.
CUCUCUCUUUAGGGGGCUGACAGGAGCCAGUUUCUUCAGUGUGUUUGAGGGAGCAGAGGAGAAACUUGUGCUGUGUUCUGAGCUGAUGAAAUAGUGUGUGUCGAGCAGAAGGAACAAAUGGAGAACUGUCUGAUGCUGAUGAUUCUGUGUUAUAUGGUAAAACUCAUCACCUCUGACAGUGUGAGUGUAAGGUUGGUGAAUGGCAAUAAUCCCUGUGCUGGUCGAGUGGAGGUUCUUCAUGAUGGUCAGUGGGGAACAGUGUGUCAUCGGGACUGGGAUAUUACUGAUGCUGCAGUGGUGUGUAGAGAGCUGGACUGUGGGACGGCUGUAAAAGCAACACUUAAUGCUCACUUUGGACAAGGAUCAGGAUCAAUUUCAAUGUCUAAUGUAUACUGUAGUGGAUCAGAGACUGCACUGAAAGACUGCCGUUCAGACAGCCGGUAUGUACAGUACUGUAAACAUGAUCAUGAUGCUGGUGUCGUCUGUUCAGACUCAGAGCAAAGACUUCGACUUGUGGACGGGUUUCACCUGUGCUCUGGAAGAGUGGAGAUGCUCCGUACAGAAGGAUGGGGUUCAGUGUGUGCUGCUGCCUUUGACCAGCAGGAUGCAGAGGUUGUGUGUAGAGAGCUGGACUGUGGGGCUCCUGUACAGGUGCUGGGAGCAGCUGCUUUUGGUAAAGGAGACGCUCAGAUGUGGACACAAGAGAUUCAGUGCAGAGGAAAUGAAUCACAAAUAGACAUCUGUCAACGAUCAUCUUCACAAAAGCACAGUUGUUCCCAUGACAAUGAUGUCGGAGUUAUCUGUUCUGGUUGAGUAUAAACAUUUGCCAUCUCUUUAGAUAAAUUACAUACAUACAUAAUAUACAUAAUAUACCGCUGUUGUAUUGCUCAGUUGUCUUGACUGUAGUUUUACACUGUUUAAAUAAGCUGUCACUUGUUUGUCCAGGUUACACUGAUCUCAGGCUGGUAAACGGUUCAGACUCUUGUUCUGGAAGAGUGGAGCUUCAGUUCCUCAAUGAUUCGGGAACAGUGUGUGAUGCAUGCUGGGAUAUGAGAGCUGCCAAUGUCCUCUGUAGACAGCUGAAUUGUGGGAUUGCUGUGUCUGUUGUGGGAUCAGACUGGUUUGGAGAAGGAAGUGGUGAAAUCAGGACUGAUGUGUUUGAUUGUGACGGGAAUGAAACAAAACUCUCAGAAUGUUCCAUCUCUUCAUUUAGUCGAGCUGAAUGUUCUCAUAGUCGAGAUGUUGGAGUCAUCUGCUCUAGUGAGCAACACACCACACUGAAAUCAUGGGUUUCAGAAUAAAACUACACAUUUUAACAAAUGUAGUAUAUUUUAGAUAAACACUGAAUGACAAAUAAAUACUGUCUCCAGACAGUGAAGCUCAUCUGGGGAACUGCAGCUCUCCACAAACUCUCAACUGCAGCUCCACACAACAGCUGUCAGUCACAAACUUUGGUGAGAAAAUCAACUUCUGGGCAGGUUAUUUAGUUGUUAGUAAUCAA